This is a messenger RNA of Pichia kudriavzevii, 279 nucleotides long. RefSeq lists its product as uncharacterized. The transcript has 2 exons. Gene Ontology annotation, cellular component: ribosome. Gene Ontology annotation, biological process: translation. Gene Ontology annotation, molecular function: structural constituent of ribosome. The coding region runs from base 1 to 279 and encodes 92 amino acids. The record is from RefSeq and is a predicted model, not a curated record. NCBI's taxonomy places the organism in Eukaryota, Fungi, Ascomycota, Pichiomycetes, Pichiales, Pichiaceae.
AUGGCUAAGAGAACUAAGAAGGUAGGAAUCACCGGUAAGUACGGUAUCAGAUACGGUUCUUCUUUAAGAAGACAAUGUAAGAAGUUGGAAAUCCAACAACACGCAAAGUACGAUUGUUCUUUCUGUGGUAAGAAGACCGUCAGAAGAGAUGCUACCGGUAUCUGGACAUGUAAGUCUUGUAAGAAGUCUGUUGCUGGUGGUGCUUACACUGUCUCCACUGCAGCUGCUGCAACUAUCAGAUCUACCAUCAGACGUUUAAGAGAAUUAGCUGAAGCUUAA